This is a messenger RNA of Durusdinium trenchii, 1470 nucleotides long. The record is from the annotation of a GenBank genome assembly. NCBI's taxonomy places the organism in Eukaryota, Dinophyceae, Suessiales, Symbiodiniaceae.
AUGGAGCUGGCCUUUGUUGCACCAAGACUGGUGUCUGCUCCAGUAGGCACCGUGCCAUCGUUGCCAUGGCGUAGGGUGACCAAAGCGGAUUCCCAGAUCGAGCUUGGCAGCGCCACGUUGGCCACUGCAGCCACAGCUUGUGCGUUGAGCGCCAAGGCGAACCGGCGCUGGCUGCGCAAGUCGAGACGCCACUCUGUGCGGGUACGGCGAUGCGCUGUGGAAGAGUUGAGGAAGAUGGUGCACUUGGGAGGCACACCAGCAGAGAAAGCGUUGGCCGUAAACCUGGAUGACAAGUUCUAUGGCAGUUUCGCAGAGAUUGGUGCUGGCCAAGAGGUGUCUCGCACGUUUCUGCAAGCUGGAGCAGCAGCUGGAACUGUGGCACGGUCCAUCUCCGCUUAUGACAUGAAGAUGUCCGAUGUCAAUUACGGCCAGGCCAAGCGCUACGUCACGCGGGAGCGCUUGGAACAGAUGCUGAACACCGAGUACGACCUUGUCGAAAAGACCUUGCGAAAGCAGAGAGGUGACGAUGCUUGCUUCUUCGCUUUUGCCACCACGGUUGCUGCCAAAGCCUACAAUUCAGAUCGUGAGUGUGAAGGCUGGGUGGGCUUGACAUACCAGUCAAAGCCGGGCGAAGAAAGGAGCACUGUGAUACUUCACAUCCGAAUGAGCCAGCCAACUGCGCAGUUGCAAGGGGAGGCCAUUGGAGUUUUGGGCACCAACUUGAUCUAUCUCUGCAAAGGACUGUCAGAUCCGUAUCUCAUCACAUCCUUCCUUUUGGAUGGGAUGGCGCUCAGUGACGAACCAGGCGGUGGUGGGCGCAUUGAGGUGGACUAUGUGGAUUUCAAGGGUCCGCCCUUCCAAUCCGUGGACCCGCGGCUUUUGGCUUUCCGCCUGAUCCAGCUGCGGAUCGCCAACGGGGUGAUUUUGCAACCUGAUAGCAAUGGAAACUACAAGAUGGCUGUCCCAAACAACUUUCUCUACAAAUGUCCGGUGAUUGUGGAGAGGUCUCGCUUCAAGCCGGUGACCUUCAUGCACACGGAAGUCCUGGAGGCCACGGAGCGGAAGCUGCGGUCCGAAGGCGGUGAGGAUAAACCGCCCUUGAGCGUGAUGAACCUCCAGAUCGAUGACCUCACGGUGCCGGUCUCGUGGCAGGAAACAAAGGUCAGAUUGGACCGGAUGAAGGAAAUCUAUGCGGCGGACACCUAUAGAGAUGGGAAACUCAGCAUGGAAGAGUUUACAGCUUUGGUUGAUGGAAGCCUCUCGCAGGAAGAGACCCGAAGCAUUUUCAAUGAGCUGUCUAUGGGCGGUGAUUCGAUUUCGGUGGACGCGCUCAUGAACAUCACGAAUGGGGACGACAGUGUCUUGGCCUCGGACUUCAUUGAUCGCAUGGAGCUGCUGCAGGAAUUGAAUUAUCCUAUUCUUCUCUCCAACAUCAAAAGGACAGGGACUUGCUACCUGCGACUGGUGUAG